GUGUCUAAUAAAUAUUUCGUUUUUUGCUUAUUGAAAAUCUCAAUCUCAGUAGUUUUGCAACAAAAUCGGCUUUCAAUAGUCAUGGAAUCGAAAUGCACACGUAUAUAAUAAAUAUCGCUCGUCGUCCUUGGCCAUUUUAACUGUUGGAGAAGCGUUUUAAUAUAGUUAUAACCAUGUCUAUUCCACCGGUAGAUUACAGUAUUCCGCCACCGAAUUUGAACAUGCCUCCACCGAUAGUAACACCUCUGGUUCCCACAGACGUUCCUCCGCCGUCUCUGUUUAACGUUCCACCGCCGUUCGUGACUCCCGCACCGCCUGAUAUGGCCUCACUUUUUUUAUCUGCGCCUCCUCUAAAUGUACCUCCUCCGACGGCCAUGAACUUACCACAGCCUCCACCCCAGGCUUUCAUCACCCCCAUCGACGUACACUCCGUUCCCCCGCCUUUUCCUCCACCACCAAUACCAGAAUAUACAUACCACGAAACACGUGAACCAAAGUACGACGUUAAAGCGGAGCCAGCCAUUAAUCCCGCGAUUGAACGUGUUAAAACUGAAAGGCCUGACUCACCAAAUGUUAGUGAACACUCAAGCACUCUUUAUUACACUCGCAAAGAUUGCAAGGAGAGGCCUUCAACCUCAAGAAGUGAGUUUGAAAGAUAUCCCAAAAAAGAAUGCUCUCUGAACAGGUCUGAGUCCAGGCAUAGACACUCUCCACAUAGGGAUAGAUAUGAAAGAGAAAGGAGUAUAGAAAGGGAAAGAAGAGAGAGAUAUUAUAGGGAGAGAGAGUCAAGAUACCGAGAACAUAGAAGUCGCAGUCCAAGGCACAGAGAGCAUAGAAGUCGCAGUCCAAGCUACCGCCAUCGCAGCAGAAGUCCAUCAAGGCAUAGUCACCGUGAUUAUGAUAGGGAGAGAGAAAGAGAGAGAUAUUACCGUGAAAAGGAGAGAUAUUAUAGAGAGAGAGAGCUUGAGCGUAGAAGAUAUGAGUAUGAAAGAAGACACAGCAUGCAACGGGACUACAGGAGUCAUAGUAGGAGCCAUGAUCCUCGUGAUGAAAAGAUGUUUCAUAGAUCACCCAGUAGGAAGUAUUCCCCAGGCAGAGAUACUCGCAGUCAUUCCAGAAUGUCCCAUGCUAGUUCAAGACAUGACUCUGUGCCACGCAAGGCUUUGACAGACAGAGAGAAAAUUCUAGCAGAAUAUAGAAAGAACUACUGUAAAACUUCUGAGGACUUGAUAACAAAAAUGGAACAGUGGUCUCAGGAACACAAUUCAGAUGAGGAGGAGAACUCCAAGAUGUGGUACAGGAGUUCCCCAGCAGAGUUAUACUAUAAGCCUGUGGAGAACGGAGCUGGUGUCCAGCAGACUCCUAAGUUAGAAAAGCUCUGUAAUCUGUUCUACACCAAACUGAUUGAGAGGGGCAGGAAUUCAAGACCAGAGCAGGAUGAGCUGCCUCCACUCAAACCUCCAAAAGCGAAAAUGUGCAAGCAUAGAUUGUUGGAAGAAAAAAGCUCUUCAUCAUCAGAGAGUGAGGAUGAGUGCUUAGAUGAGGAUGGCCUGCAGGGAUACACUGACAGGAUCAUGCUGGAACUGCAGAGGAAACAAAGCCAUCCAAGGAGACUUCACCCGGAGAUGUGGUUCAACAACACGGGCGAGAUGAACGGCGGGCCCCUGUGCCGCUGCAGCGCACGCGCACGUCGUCACGGCAUGAGGCACGGCGUUUACGCCGGCGAGCAGACCUUCCCUAAGUGCAUCCCUAACCAGAGCAACAUCGACAAACUGUAUCAUUAUCGAAUAACAGUAUCUCCACCAACGAACUUUUUAAUCAAAUCCCCGACAAUAAUAGGGCAUGAUGAACACGAGUUCCUGUUUUCUGGCUUUUCAAUGUUCUCUCACUACAAGCUGGCCAAACUGCCCACUUGCAAAGUCAUAAGGUUCAAUAUUGAAUACACUAUUCUCUAUGUGGAGGAGCAAGCCCCGCAAAACUUCACUAUAAGGGAGCUGGAUUUGUUUGAGGACUACCUGUUCACCGAGUUGCUGGAACUAAUAGACUUGGAUUUGGGAAAAGCCACGGAAACGACGUGUUCACAAUUCCAUUUCAUACCAAGAUUCGUGCGGUUGCUUUCUGAAGGCGGAUGUGAGGUGCUAUCAAUGUGUGAAGUUCUCAAAUACCUACUUGACGAAAGCGGUCUGUUGAUACCGCCGGAAAAAUUGGAAGACAUACAUGAAAUGGAUCACUACACGUGGCAGAAGUUUGUGGACAGGAUUAAGGGUAUGAUAGUAACAUACCCUGGCAAGAAGCCGUGUUCGGUGCGAGUAGAUCAGCUCGACCGGAGCCCACCGAAUAAUGAAAAAGGCGAGACUGUUAAAGACAAGAAAUUCUACCCUGAGAUAGUGCAUUUUGGCAUACGACCGCCACAGCUGAGCUAUGCUGGUAAUCCGGAAUACCAAAAGGCCUGGCGCUACUACGUCAAGUACCGUCAUCUGAUCGCUAACAUGGCGAAACCUUCCUUCAAAGACCGACAGAAGUUAGCGGCUAAAGAGGCUAAACUACAAGAGAUGAGGACUCAAAGUAAAAUGAAGAGAGAUGUGACAGUCGCCAUAUCGUCUGAAGGCUUCCAUACAACUGGACUUAUGUGCGAUGUUGUACAACAUGCAAUGUUAAUCCCGGUCCUGGUCCGGCAUUUGCGCUUCCACAAGUCUCUCGAAAGUCUCGAGCAAAAAAUAGGCUACACGUUCAACCAAAGACUACUGCUGCAGACUGCAUUGACACAUCCUUCGUAUAGAGAGAACUUUGGCACCAAUCCCGACCACGCUAGGAACAGCCUCACCAACUGUGGUAUACGACAGCCGGAGUAUGGUGAUCGGAGGAUACAUUAUACUAGGAAGAAAGGUAUCGUGACCCUAAUCAACAUAAUGUCUCGUUUCGGCAAGCACAGCGAGACAGAAUCAGAGAUCAAACACAACGAGCGUCUGGAGUUCCUAGGAGACGCGGUGGUGGAGUUCUUGUCGUCCAUACAUCUUUUCCGCAUGUUCCCGGGCUUGGCUGAAGGUGGAUUGGCCACGUAUAGAGCCUCUAUAGUUCAGAAUCAGCAUCUAGCUCAAUUGGCCAAGAAUAUCGAACUCGAACAAUACAUGCUAUAUGCGCACGGUUCGGACUUGUGUCGCGAGGUUGUGAUGCGACACGCGAUGGCCAACUGCUUUGAAGCUCUAAUGGGGGCGCUUUUCCUCGACGCCGGACUAGAGGUGGCCGAUCGUGUAUUCUCUCUAGCACUAUGGUACAGCGAAGUAGAUCUGUUGGAAGUGUGGACAAAAGAACGACUGCACCCUUUGCAAGAACAAGAACCGAUCGGAGACAGAAAAUACAUCAAGGACUUUGAGUUCUUGCAGAGAUUGACGGAAUUUGAGGAUUCCAUAGGCGUACAAUUCAAGCACAUCCGAUUACUAGCGCGAGCGUUCACCGACCGCUCGGUAGGAUUCACGCAUCUAACGCUGGGUUCCAACCAACGACUUGAGUUCCUAGGAGACACGGUGCUACAGCUUGUCGUGUCUGACAGGUUGUACCGACACUUCCCUGACCAUCAUGAGGGCCAUUUGUCGCUACUCCGUUCAUCUCUAGUCAACAACCGCACCCAGUCGAUGGUGUGCGAUGACCUGAACAUGUCGUCUUACGCUAUCUACAACAACCCUAAAGCUAAGCCGACCACUAAGAAACACAAGGCUGAUUUACUCGAGGCUUUCCUAGGAGCUUUGUAUAUUGAUAAGAAUCUGGAGUACUGCCAAGCGUUCUGCAACGCGUGCCUGUUCCCUCGGCUGCAGGAGUUCAUAAUGAACCAGGAUUGGAACGACCCCAAGUCGAAGCUGCAACAAUGCUGCUUAACACUGCGCUCCAUGGAGGGAGGCGAGCCAGAUAUACCGCUUUACAAGGUGAUCGAGUGUCUAGGCCCGACGAACACUCGCGUAUAUACAGUGGGCGUGUACUUCCGUGGCACCCGGCUGGCGGCCGCGCGUGGACACUCCAUACAAGAGGCUGAGAUGAACGCCGCCGAGGAGGCACUUAACAGCGCACACGAACUAUUCCCUCAACUCGAUCACCAGAAACGCGUGAUCGCGAAGAGUUUAAAGAAGAAGAAGAACAAAUACGGGCGUGACAGUCCAUCGCGGGCGGACCGCGCCAAAAACAAGCGGCUAGAAGACCGAGUGCCCAAAGCCUAUAGACUAGACAAAACGCAAUCUGACAGCUCAGACGACAGUAGCGUCCACCUACCUUCAGAUGAUGAGGUCCAGAGCCUUGGGCUUAAAUCCGAUGACGAUUCCGGCCUCGACAGCGAUAGCGAAUCUAUACCUCAAGAUAAGCUGGAUAAUGUCCAAGUCAGCAGUCUACUAAGCGAUAUGGAGAAGCUAAAACAAGACCUAAUUAGACGGAACGAAUAUGAAAAGCUGAAGGAAAAGUUCAAAAAGUCGGAUUCUGACGAGGAGUGAGAAAUAGAUACGAGAAUGGAGUGGUAGAGGUAGGUGUAGAUUUGAAAUGAAAUAUUUCUACAUUGACUCGUCUAUUUGACUCGACAACAGUAUAAACACCAAUUAAUUAUUUUGAAUCUCGAUUUAAAUAGGACUCGUAAAUUUUAACAAUAAUUUGAAAUAAGAACGUCCGUAAAAGCAGAGCUCUUCUGUAGACGUCUUUAUAAUACUUGACAACCUAGUCAAAUGAGAUAUUUUUUACGAAACGUCAAAACGAAAGUUUUCUUUGGAAUUCAUAUGGAAAUACUAUCCUGUGACGUCAUCAAUAAAAGCAGUCAACGUCAUACUCAUUGUUACUUCAUAAAUAAAAUUCGAAAAUAAAUCGAAAAAAAAAGAGAUUGA
Pectinophora gossypiella (pink bollworm) is the source of this 4856-nucleotide messenger RNA. RefSeq names its product ribonuclease 3 (gene drosha). The transcript is spliced from 19 exons. Gene Ontology annotation, biological process: primary miRNA processing; pre-miRNA processing; regulation of gene expression. Lineage: Eukaryota; Metazoa; Arthropoda; Insecta; Lepidoptera; Gelechiidae. Gene Ontology annotation, molecular function: double-stranded RNA binding; ribonuclease III activity. The record is from RefSeq and is a predicted model, not a curated record. Bases 174 to 4475 code for a protein of 1433 amino acids. Gene Ontology annotation, cellular component: nucleus.